This is a messenger RNA of Chelonia mydas (Green sea turtle), 939 nucleotides long. RefSeq names its product putative olfactory receptor 52P1. Bases 1 to 939 code for a protein of 312 amino acids. Gene Ontology annotation, biological process: G protein-coupled receptor signaling pathway. Lineage: Eukaryota; Metazoa; Chordata; Testudines; Cheloniidae. Gene Ontology annotation, cellular component: membrane. Gene Ontology annotation, molecular function: G protein-coupled receptor activity; olfactory receptor activity. The record is from RefSeq and is a predicted model, not a curated record. The transcript has a single exon.
AUGGCAACUUUCAACCUCACCCCUUCUGGCCCUUUAACAUUCAUCCUAUUGGGCAUCCCUGGCCUGGAAGCUGACCACAUCUGGAUUUCCAUCCCUUUCUUUAUAUUCUACAUUAUCAGCCUGUUGGGAAAUGUCACCGUUCUGUUUGUUGUAGGCAAAGAGCAGGCCCUGCACAAGCCGAUGUACCUGCUGCUCUGCAUGCUGGCGCUCACAGAUAUCGGCAUGUCUACCUCCGUGAUGCCAAAGGCACUGUGUAUAUUUUGGUUCAAUUUGAAACGCAUCACUGUGGGUGGCUGCCUCACCCAGAUGUUCUUCCUUCAUGCAGCUUCUGUUAUGCACUCAGCUGUCCUCGUGACAAUGGCCUUUGAUCGCUAUGUUGCCAUAUGUAACCCUCUGAGAUAUGCCAACAUUGUCACCAACGCACAAAUAGCUAAGCUAGGGCUAGUGGGUUUGAUAAGAGCUGUUCUCUUCGUUUUGCCCCUGGCCCUGCUCCUGAGCAGGCUGCCAUUUUGUGCAAACCACAUUAUCUCCCACACGUACUGUGAACACAUAGCUGUGGCAAAUAUAUCAUGUGGGGACAUCGCAGUCAAUAGGAUGUAUGGCUUAAUUAUAGGAUUUGUAGUCAUCGGUUUAGACCUGACACUCAUUGCCCUCUCCUACUGUCUGAUCAUCAGGGCUGUCCUUAGAAUCUCUUCCAAGAAAGCCCACCAGAAAGCCCUCAACACCUGCACAGCCCACAUCUGUGUGAUGCUGACGUCUUAUACUCCCUCCCUCUUCUCCAUUCUGACACACCGGUUUGGUCAGGGCAUCGCUCCACAGGUUCACAUCAUCUUGGCCAACUUCUAUUUUGUCAUCCCCCCCAUGCUCAACCCUAUCAUUUAUGGAGCUAAAACCAAAGAGCUUCGUGACAAAGUGGGCAAAUACACCUGCAGAAUGUGA